Molecule: messenger RNA, 2269 nt
Organism: Alosa sapidissima (American shad)
Lineage: Eukaryota; Metazoa; Chordata; Actinopteri; Clupeiformes; Clupeidae
Product: zinc finger protein 583-like
Exons: 2
Coding region: 636-1862 (408 amino acids)
Biological process (GO): regulation of transcription by RNA polymerase II
Cellular component (GO): nucleus
Molecular function (GO): DNA-binding transcription activator activity, RNA polymerase II-specific; RNA polymerase II cis-regulatory region sequence-specific DNA binding
Source: RefSeq, a predicted model, not a curated record
AAUUUCCAUAAUCGUUGUUUAGUCAGUUUGCAAGCGAAAUCAAGAAUUACGAUCUUUGAUAGUCCAGAGUGGACACGUCUGCACGUUGAUGUUGGGAGGGAUGGACCCUUUAGUGAUCUUUCUGUUGUUUCAAAAACCUGCUUCCUUUUCUGUGGAGUAGGUUACAAGUCUUUUAACGCCAAUUACUGUCUAUGGAUCAUGAACCGACUCAAAUCACAAAAGUAAGAACUAAAUCGAGACAUCUAGCAGCAAGCAUAAUUGUUCCUAUUACCAGCGUCUGUCUACGGUCUGUCUUAUUAGACAUUCUCUGCUUUUACCAAAAAGUAGCCAACUCCUCCAUAUGUCACGUGAUCUUUUGUAGGCUAUCGCGGGCGGGCUCUGCUAUCGCAUAUCAACGCCUAGUUGGAGCCAGCAGGCAGAUUGCCACAGCAAAGGAACUGCUGAAAGAGAGUACUUGGCCUCGGUUGAAUAAGUUGAUACUGACAUUUCGAAACAGCACCCAAUUCUUUACAACUUCAUUUAUGGGAGGCACAGGUUGUUGGACUGCAAAAUAAUUGAUGGCUGUGAGAGGAGUCCUUAGAUGAAGGUUGAAUCAGACUAAGCCCAACUCGACGUCUAGGAGUGCCAUAACUGGCAUGAAGAACGGACACACUGGAUUUCCAACCACACAGACAAUGGAGACUGCAGAUCAACAAACUGACCUGGCUACACCACAACAUCUUGAAGCAGAGAUUAAGAAUGACUGUAAAAGAUCUAAUUCUUGGACACCAGAAGAUGUGGUUUCAACUCUCUCAGUCAAAUCAGAGCCAGACUUCAGUCCUUACGUUUGUACUCAGAAAUUGUUCUUGGAGAGGGAUAGUUGUAGUCCAGAUCAUCUUUACACUGAACAUGAACUCUUUGACCUCAAAUCUGAGGUUAAGUCAGAAGUGGACUCCGAUGAGCAAAUGUCUUUGGAACUUGCAGAAAGGAUUGUGAAUCCAUUUCAGGACUGUAUGACAUCUAAGGUUGAAGUUGAUGAGACUGAUGAAGUGUGUGACUAUAACGCUGACCAUUCAGUGGCCUUAUUAAAUGUCUGCCAGGAGGGGAGUGUCCAGGAGGCACAGGGAGGUAACCAUGACACUGAAGUGUUGACGCUGACGGAAUCUGAGGAGUCAAUUCAGGAAGGCCGUGUUUGCCACGUUGUGAGGUACAAGCGCAAGGCUAAACCUGGAGCGAGAGAAGCUGAUAAACCAAAGACACAAUCUGAAAGUUUAAGGGAACACCUUUGCUUACUGUGUGGGAAAAGCUACAGCAGUGCUGAUACUUUGAAGGCCCACAUGAAGAUACACAAUAGUGAGAAAUCCUUCAUCUGCCCCACCUGUGGGAAAGCAUUUAAAAAGAGUGAUUACAUGAGAAAACACAUUCGUGUGCACACAGGAGAAAAGCCAUAUGUAUGCCAUCUGUGCGGAAAGGCCUUCCCGCGGUCAGACUCCCUCGCCGAUCACAUGCGGAUCCACAAUGGCAAAAAGAAAGAGAAAAGAAAGAGAAUGCACUCGUGUGAGGUGUGUGGAAAAAGCUUCACUAAACCAUGCAUGCUUUUGUGGCACCAGCAAAGGCACACAGAGCAUAGGCCCUUUAUCUGUAAGCAAUGCCACAAGGGAUUCAAAGUGCUGACUGACCUACGGGAUCACCAGACCAGGAGUCAUACAGACGUGAAGCCACAUGUGUGCAAGAAUUGUGGACACUGCUUCAGCAGAAAGUACUGCCUAGAGAAACAUCAGCGCAUCCACACAAGACAGAAACCUUACAGCUGCCCGCACUGUCCAAAAGCAUACAGCUACAGACAAUCGCUGGUACACCACUUGAAAUGUCAUGCUAAUUAAGUAUUUUUUCCAUCAGUCACAAUGCAGGGGAGGGGGCCUCUCAGUUGACCAUUGCUUUACACAUGAUUGUUGCAACAGUUCAGCCUUGACAGAUCUUAACAUGUGUAAGGAGCGGAUGGUAGAUUGUAAGUCUAGAAACACUUCAGGUCUGGCUUUCUUCAGACAAGAAACAUUACGAUAACACUACAUAAAAUCAGUAACAACUCAUCUAGGGUAAAAGUAGCGCACCCUCAAUAUUGUACAAUUUAAAAAGAAUUUAAUUUUCCCCAUUUCCUUUGUGUUUUACGGAUAUCAAUGUACAAUCUGUAGCUAUAAGUAUAUAUACUCUUUUGAUCCCAUGAGGGAAAUUUGGUCUCUACAUUUAUCCCAAUCUGUGAAUUAGUGAAACACACUCAGCACACAGUGAG